This is a messenger RNA of Otolemur garnettii (small-eared galago), 1636 nucleotides long. RefSeq names its product mitochondrial ribosomal protein L54 (gene MRPL54). The transcript is spliced from 4 exons. The record is from RefSeq and is a predicted model, not a curated record. Gene Ontology annotation, molecular function: structural constituent of ribosome. Lineage: Eukaryota; Metazoa; Chordata; Mammalia; Primates; Galagidae. Gene Ontology annotation, cellular component: mitochondrial large ribosomal subunit. The coding region runs from base 213 to 746 and encodes 177 amino acids.
AGGCUCUGUCUCAAAAAAAGAAAAAAAAGUAUCUACCACCUAAUUGCUUUCAAGAAUUGCUCAUUGAUGGAAUCAGAAACAUAAAGUGUGAUAUUUUAAGUAAAUGUUACGUAAGUGAAGAAGGGCAAUACGUCAGUGAAAUACCUUUGAACGCUCCUCAUACCGUAACUGAGUAUGUCUGCAAAAGUCUAAAAUAAAGUCACAGUAAGUAGAUGCCCACUGGGAAGACUACAUUUCCCAGAAAUCUCUGGGACACGCAACUCCCAAGCACCCCCUGGGCCGCUGACAUCUCCCGGAAGCGUGCACAUGCAAGCAGCAGGCAACCCGUCAUGGCUGCCAGGCGCCUCUUCGGUGCUACCUGCACGUGGGCCGGCUGGGGGGCUCGGACGCUUCUAGGCCCUGCCGCUCCUGGAAAACUCCUGAUCCGAGAUUAUGCCAAGAAACCAGUCAUGAAAGGAGGCAGAGGGGGUAAAGGUGGUGUAGCCAGUGAGAGCCUGAAGGACCCUGAUGUGUGCACGGACCCUGUCCGGCUCACCUCGUAUGCAAUGGGCGUCAACAUCUACAAGGAAGGCCAAGAUGUGGCCCUGAAGCCAGACGCAGAAUACCCCGAGUGGUUAUUCCAGAUGAACCUGGGGCCCCCCAAAAAGCUAGAGGAGCUGGAUCCUGAGACACGGGAGUAUUGGCGGCUGCUGCGAAAACAAAACAUCUGGCGCCACAAUCGCCUGAGUAAGAACAAGAAGUUCUAGCAGGGACAGGCCAGAGCACCCUGAAGGAGGGCCCAGUGGGACACAGUAUCCUACCCCCACCACCGAGGACUUUUUGCUUUUCUGGAAAAAACGUACUUGAGGUUUCUGUGUGUCUCCCUCCCACUCCCAGUAAGGCUGGAUGCUGGAUACUGCCUAAUAUUGGGCCUGCAGGGAGGUGGCUCCUCAGACUAAGGUGUCCGCAUCCCCUUGGGUUCUCAGUAGGCUUUUCUCCCUGGGUCCUGGAGUUCCUUCACUCUGCCUGGGGGGCUCUCACUGAAAGCCUCUGGGGCAACUUACAGCCCAGGGAUCUUGCAGUCACCACCCACAUCUACUCAAAGAAGGGGAGUGGUCCUAGCUAAACCUUUCUCGGUUGCCAUGGAUUCAGGUCCAAAGCCAUCAGAAUCAGAAAAGAGUCUGGGUCUCCAAGAACUAAAAUGACAUUCAGACUCCAAGACUAAUUCUGCCCUGUCCCAAGGAAACUCAUCCUCUUAGAGGGACUCUGUGCAGCAGAUUAUUACGUACUUGCCCGCCCUGGGCAGGUGGAGGGUGUGAGCAUGUUUUCUCUGUUGUUCCCUAAAGGCCAUGCUGCCCGCUGCCUCCUUCCUGUGGUUCCCCACAGCUCUCAGGGUAAAAACCAAAGUUAUAAUGGCUACUAUACACCUGCUCUCCCCUCCUUCUCUCCCCUCCUUCUCUCUCUCUCUUCCUUCUGCUACAGCCAAGGGCCUCAUUGCUGUACCUCCACACUAGGCAUGGUCCUACCCCAGGGCCUUUUGCAGGGGCUGUGCCGUCUACCUGUAUCAUUCUUCUCUCAUCUCCUUCGGGUCUCUGCUCUAAUGCCACCUUCUCCUUGAGGACUACCUGUUCAUCCUAUUAAAAUCACAUCUGCUACA